Molecule: messenger RNA, 1102 nt
Organism: Schizosaccharomyces cryophilus OY26
Lineage: Eukaryota; Fungi; Ascomycota; Schizosaccharomycetes; Schizosaccharomycetales; Schizosaccharomycetaceae
Product: zinc finger protein Byr3
Exons: 1
Coding region: 58-591 (177 amino acids)
Biological process (GO): positive regulation of cytoplasmic translation
Cellular component (GO): cytoplasm
Molecular function (GO): zinc ion binding; single-stranded RNA binding; mRNA binding
Source: RefSeq, a predicted model, not a curated record
UUUUACGAGAAAAUUCCCAAAGUUUUAAUACAACCCGGAUUUUAAAUCAUAAUCACUAUGGAAGAAAAUAUGGAGUCACAAGCCGCCCCUUCUUUCCCCCGUGCCGGAUUCCGCUGUUACAAUUGUGGUGAAAACGGACAUCAAGCUCGUGAAUGCACCAAGGGCGCCAUCUGCUAUAACUGCAAUCAAACCGGACACAAGGCCAGUGAUUGCACUGAACCCCAGCAAGAAAAGACCUGUUACGCUUGUGGCACUGGUGGCCAUCUUGUUCGUGAAUGCCCUUCCAACCCCAAUCCUAAUCCUAAUCCCCGCCAAGGCGCUGAAUGCUACAAAUGUGGACGCGUUGGUCACAUUGCUAGAGACUGCCGCACUAACGGCCGUUUUGGAUCCCGUCCUAUGAACUGUUAUGCUUGUGGUUCUGUUGGUCACCAGGCUCGUGACUGUACCAUGGGUGUCAAGUGUUAUUCUUGUGGUAAGAUUGGUCAUCGUAGCUUUGAAUGCCAACAAUCCAACGAUGGUCAAUUAUGCUAUAAGUGCAAUCAACCUGGCCAUAUUGCUAUGAACUGCACUCUCCCUGGUGUUGAGGCUUAAAUAAAUGGUUUUCAAUUGACGUCGUUGGCCUAGGAUGUGCUCUAGUAAAUACUUAUCAACUAUUUUUUUCAAGACAAUGCAUAUAGAAAAAAAAACUGGUGCUUAUUUUUCUUUGAAUUUCUUACUACCCACUCAUUCAAUUGAUAAGUUCCAUCUUUUCCUAAAAAUUCCUAGAAGGGCUUUUGAAUCUUUUAUGCUAUUUUCCGGCCUGUUUUUCGUAAUGUGUUGGUCUUUAAUUUGGUCAUUGCGAUAGUUCCUUUCUCAGGAACAAAGGUGCAUCCUUUUAUAACGUUUGUUUCUUUUUUUAAAAAAAGUUAUCUUAAUCGGGUAUAAAGCUCUUGAUUGGCAUACUUUUUACUUGCCGUAUCUUUUUACCUCGUUUUUCCUUUUCCGAUUCACCUAUAUAGGAUAUUAUAUUUUAAACUUCAUCGUUGGUUACGGUACUUGUAUUAAUAUUGACAAAAGGGUUUUGGUCAUUUCUCAUAGUAAUCUUAUUUUUAUUGUUCGUUCA